This is a messenger RNA of Macadamia integrifolia, 927 nucleotides long. RefSeq names its product disease resistance protein RPP13-like. Bases 1 to 927 code for a protein of 308 amino acids. NCBI's taxonomy places the organism in Eukaryota, Viridiplantae, Streptophyta, Magnoliopsida, Proteales, Proteaceae. The transcript has 3 exons. Gene Ontology annotation, molecular function: ADP binding. The record is from RefSeq and is a predicted model, not a curated record. Gene Ontology annotation, biological process: defense response to other organism.
AUGAUUGAGCACUCCAUUGCGUUUGUUAUAGGAAAAUUAGGCUCUCUGUUAUCAGAGGAAGCUGAUUUUCUUAGUGGAAUGAAAACGCAAAUUGUGUCUCUUCAUGAAGAACUUGAGUGGAUUAACUUAUUUCUAAGAGAUACUGAUGAAAAGCCGACGACGGCAAAGAAAUAUCGGGCUGAGGAUUACUCUACACUGUUUGGAAAUCAACUGGAGGACAUCAAAAGAAGGAUUGGAGAGAUUUCGGCCAACAAAUCCAAGUACGGGAUUGAAAGUUUUGAAACUGGAGAAACUUCAGCUCGUUUAGAUAAUGGCUUAGCACGAAAGAGAAGGAGAGAUACAGUGGAAGAAGAAGUUGACGUUGUUGGCUUUGAGGAAGAUAUUGAGGAGCUAGCGACGCUUCUAAUAGAAGAAGAGUCACAACAGCCUCUUCUUGUUUCCAUAGUGGGUACGGGUGGUUUAGGUAAGACCACCCUGGCAAAAAAAGUUUAUGAUGAGAUUGAUGUCAAGAAAACUUUCGAUUCUUGUGCAUGGAUUUAUGUCUCUCAAGAACACCAAUUAAAAGAUCUUCUCUCCAAGGCCAUAGCACAACUAAUGAUGCUCAAGAAGGAGGAGUUAGAAAAGAAGAAUGAGGAAGAUUUGAAGAAUUUGCUCUCUGGUUACUUGAAAGAACAGAGAUGCCUGCUUGUAUUCGAUGAUGUAUGGAGGAAAGAAUAUUGGGACACAUUAAAGUUGGCAUUUCUACCACAUCGGGAUGAGGGGAAGCAACAACGAGUGUUACUUACCAUUCGUAUUGUGGAAGUAGCCAAACAUGCUGAUCCAUUAACUGCUCCACAUCUACUAGCACCUUCGAGUGGUGAGGAGAGUUUUGAACUCUUCUCAAAGAAGGCACUGACAAAGAUGCAUGACCCUGAUGCCAUCCUAUGA